AUGUCUCCCCCCAAUCCUGAGGAUACAACCCAAGAGCCUGGACCCUCAAGCUCCAAGAAAAAAAAGAAGAAAAGAAAGUGGCCACCGAGCGAGGCCAGUAUCCAUGCCCUCACCAGUGCUGGCCACGGAGCCCUUCUGGCUGGCCGGAACCACGAAGCCUUGACCAGCUUCCAAAGGGCCUUUCUCCUGGCCUCGGAAGCUCCGGACACCAAAGACACCCCCGUUCUCCGGGCCUGUGCCUUCAACCUGGGGGCUGCCUACGUGGAGACGGGGGACCCAGCCAGAGGCCUGGAGCUGCUCCUGCGAGCGCAACCUGAAGAAGAGGCCCAGGGCGUGGGUCAUGGUGACCAGUGCUUUAAUGUAGCCUCCGCCUACCAUGCUUUGGGUGACCUGCCUCAAGCUCUGGCCUGGUACCACAGAGCCCUGAGCCACUAUCAGCCUCUAGGGGACCAGGGGCAGGCCCAGGCCAAGAUGGGAGCCUGCUACCAAGCACUGGGGCAGCCUGAGGAGGCUAUGCGCUGCCUCCAGGAAGCCAGCCGGGUCUACACUCAGGCAGGCCAGCCCCAUGCCGCAGCCCUGGCCCUGGGGGCUGUAGCCGGGUGUAUGCUGACCAGCAAGAGUGGACAGCAUGGGAUGCGCGAGGUGGUCCAGGUACUGGAGGAGAGCCGGAGGCUUGCAGAGAGUAGUCCGGAGCAGGAGCUUCUGGGACAGCUGUACAAUGACCUAGGCCUGGCCUACUUGAAGCUGCGUCUGUUCCCUCUGGCUGCAGAGGCCUUCCUGCAGGCACUGCCCCUAUGUCAAGCACCAGCGGAGGAGGCUACGGUGCUGGGGAACCUGGGAAUGGCCCACAAUGCCCUUGGCAACUACCAGGAGGCCCGGAAGUGUCACCAGCAGGCCUCAGACCUCCACGGUUCUGCAGGCCAGCGGUGGGAGCAGGGUCGGAGUUUUGGCAGCCUGGCAUUUUCCUGGAGUCAGCUGGGGGACCACAUGGCUGCCCGAGACAACUUCCUGCAUGCACUACAGGCUGCCCGGGACACUGGGGAUGUGAAGGGGCAGUGGCAGGCCUGUGAGGGACUGGGGGCCGCGGCAGCACGGCUUGGCCAGCAUGAUCAGGCCGUGGGACACUACAAGGAGGCACUGGCCUACUGCCAGAAGGAGCCAGAUUCUGUACGUGAGCGACUGGUGGCCAAGCUGGCGGAUGCCAUGAGGAACCACGUGGCCCGGAGUGGGCUGGUCCCAACGCAUCCACAGAUCUCGGUUCCAGAAAGGCCCUGGGCUUCAAGUGAGGUCUUCCCAGCCAGUACCCCAUAUGGAGUUGCCCACUGUGCAGUAGACGUACAGCACAGAUCAUUGGGUUCCUGGGAAGAAGAGACAGAGAAGGGGCCAGAGGAGAAUGAGGAGGGGCCAAUGAGGUUUCCCCUGAGGUCCUGGGCCUGGAGACCAGAGAGAUCCAGGGCCCAACUCCCAUCAGGAAGUCGAGCCAUCCCUAGCACGCAGUACUGUGGCAUUCUGGGACACAGUGGUUCCCAAGCCAAUAGGUCAUCCAGACGACCUAGGGAAGCCCCCCGCAGGAACCCUGAGCGGAGACCCCCUGAGUCUUGCUUCUGCAGGAUCAUGUGA
Messenger RNA from Suncus etruscus (white-toothed pygmy shrew), 1620 nucleotides. It is a transcript of the gene TTC24, whose product is annotated as tetratricopeptide repeat domain 24. The record is from RefSeq and is a predicted model, not a curated record. Gene Ontology annotation, molecular function: protein binding. The transcript has 9 exons. Lineage: Eukaryota; Metazoa; Chordata; Mammalia; Eulipotyphla; Soricidae. Bases 1 to 1620 code for a protein of 539 amino acids.